Molecule: messenger RNA, 2199 nt
Organism: Hirsutella rhossiliensis
Lineage: Eukaryota; Fungi; Ascomycota; Sordariomycetes; Hypocreales; Ophiocordycipitaceae
Product: ATP-dependent DNA helicase PIF1
Exons: 7
Coding region: 1-2199 (732 amino acids)
Source: RefSeq, a predicted model, not a curated record
AUGUUCCCCGACGAGCUCAAGGGCCUGACGCCGGUCGAAGAAAAGCUCAUCUCGCUGAACUCGUGUUAUGGCUUUGUGACGAGGUAUAGCAUUCCGGGCGGGCAGCGGCAGGCUGUGAGGUAUCCGAGACACGUCAAGGGCCACAUCACGGUGUUCCCAAACAACGUGCAGGAGCUGGCGAGAAAGGUGCUCCCGCACCCGCUCUUGCAAACAAUGGACGAGAUCCAUGUCUCGUGGCAGGGCGCGGAGAAGCCAGCACCGAGCGACUUGUCGGGUCUCUUAUCGGUGAGGCGUCAAGUCGUCGAGAGAGCGCUUGUCUGGUUGAAGAAGAACAAUCCCCAUUACGCCGACAUUGAGAUCGACAAGGCGGAAAUGGAUAGUUGGGGAACCCCGUCGCACGGCGUGCCGUCGAUAGUGUACGGACGCAUGGAGCGGAACGAACCGUCUGCGUGGGAGAAGACGCGAACGGCACAGGUUGUGCCGCCCGCAGAGCGGGCCAUGGACGACGAUGGUCCGGCAGAGAUCGAGGAAGUCCUUGCUCGGCUCCGCCAGGGACAAGACCCCGAAGACGGGGCCAAAAUGAUCAACGAGAUAACCUCUUCCGGCAUGUUUGCGUUGGACGGACCGCCGGGCGUGUCGGAUGCGGAGAAGGUCCGCUUUGCUUGCAAUGCCGUGGGCGGCGACGGGGCCGAGGACGACCGGCCGGGCCCGAGGGCAUGGAUAAGGUCGGCGGGGGCGGGUCGAGGGGUCGGAGACGAGACGGCCGCGCGAGAUCUCCUGUCGUCUCGGAACAUGAGCCUUCGGACGUGGGCCGGCAUCGUGCUGCGGCGCCAUGGUGGCCGAUUCGCGACGCAUGCCAUCUUCUCGUUUCUCGUUUUCAACAUGGACGUGCGGUCGAGGAAUCGUCGUGUCAGCAUGCUCAGCGUGACGCGGAAGAACUUCCCCGAGGUAGAGCGCAUCGUACAGUCGCUGACCGCAGAUAGGUUGGCGGCGGCCAGGCUGGAGUUGGAGAGCCUGGGCAAGACCACCGAUGAUGGCGUGAAGGAGCUCCUAAGAUGCCUUUCGCUAUACGGCUACCGGCAGCCCAUGUCGAGGGAACUCCGUCUGAGCAUGCGACGCAAGAUCCAGUCACUCAUCUUGUGUCGUGGCGUGCCUGCAAUAUGGUUCACGCUCAACCCGAACGACAUCACGAACCCGGUGAAGCUGAGACUGGCGGCGUACCGCACACGUGAUCCUGAAGCGGCCGAGGCAUUUCUGAGAAGCCUCGACAUGGCAUUCAAACGGAACGCGCAUCUAAGCUCGAUGCUUGUCGAUAUCCACGGCGAGGAUCAAGCGGCAUACCGAGAACGCAUCGUCAGAUACGUCGACAGCGUCUUUUCCGAGGAUCUCGACCAGGAAGGUUUCUGCGCAAUCCAGGCAGAGCGAUCGGUGACGUUAGAUAUAUCGCAAUUGCUAGGCGAUGAACGGCAAUUCUCAGCCUCGUUCGACGAAGAAGCGAACUUCUGUGCCGGCGCGACGCAAAUCCAUACCCAUAGCCCGACCUGUGUCAAGUACUCGCUGGGAAAAAGGGGGCGCAAGGGUGAUUUAUGCCGCUUCAAGGCGCCAUGGGGACUGGUCGACGAGACGGCCUUCACGGGAGACGGCGUGCUGCGGAUUCGGAGGUCGCACAGCAUGGUGAAUCGGUGGAACAAGGCGAUUGCCGUGGGGCUUCGCCACAACCAUGACAUAUCCUUCAUCGCCACACAGCGCAAGACCAUGGCCCUCGUCUUUACGUCACCAACUAUGCGACCAAGAGCAGGCGACGAAAUGGCCGACGGCGCGGAGGUUCGUGGAGGCGAAGGUGCCGGGGACGAUGGCAGGCAAAAUAAGACACGAAAAUUCUUAAUGAAGGUGGCGAAUCGCGUGUUUACGGAGAGGCCGUUAUCUACCUGGGCGUUCCUGAACGUUUCGGUGCUCUACUGGCACGUCUUCCGACAAUGGCCGCACCUUCGACGAGAAAGCGGCGCGGCCACUGCAGAUGGUUCCGUGGACGAGUCAAUACUCGUCGAGGAAGCAGGCCAGAGGAUUUGCCGCGUCGAGGCAUAUCGUCACCGGGGAGAUGUCCUUCGAGGGCUAUGUCUCUACGAUUACAUUUCGCUAGUCAGGCUGAAGCGCAACGACGGGGACGAGGCCCGCCGCCUGGGGCGAGGUCCCGCUUGA